This is a messenger RNA of Pyrenophora tritici-repentis Pt-1C-BFP, 963 nucleotides long. RefSeq names its product AlkB, Alkylated DNA repair protein. The record is from RefSeq and is a predicted model, not a curated record. Gene Ontology annotation, biological process: DNA alkylation repair; DNA repair. NCBI's taxonomy places the organism in Eukaryota, Fungi, Ascomycota, Dothideomycetes, Pleosporales, Pleosporaceae. Gene Ontology annotation, molecular function: cytosine C-5 DNA demethylase activity; ferrous iron binding.
AUGAAGCGUGGUGCGAUCGAGUCUUUCUUCAAGCGUCCUGAGGCAAAGAAGCCCAAGUAUGAAGUUGGCUCAGACAAAUCAACGCAUUCUUCUUAUCCUUUCGCCAUCCCGCAUCUGCCCGCUACAUUUGCGGAGCAGCUAGGGUUUGCUCCUGCUCAAGAGGGCAAACCCAUGAACGAUCAGCUAGAUUUGGAUCUUAUGUACUACCAGCCCUACAUACCUUCUUCUAUCGCUCCUGGUCUCUUUGGCUUUCUCAGGCAAGAGCUUCCUUUCUAUCGCGUACAAUACAACAUCACUCGCGGUGGUGUACAAACUUUGAUCAACACCCCACGAUUUACUACCGUUUUUGGAGUCGAUGACACGAGCUGCUUCACAUCAGAUGGCUCAAUUAUUGACGCCAAAACUGGCAAGCCAGUUGAAAAAAGUCGAUACAAGUGCACACCUAGGCCUAUUCCUCAGUGCUUGGAUGAGCUAAGGAAAUUGACUGAGGGCACUACCGGCGAGACGUUCAACUUCUGCCUUGUCAACUAUUACGCAGAUGGCAAAGACAGUAUCUCGUACCACUCGGAUGAUGAACGCUUCCUCGGCCCCAACCCAGCAAUUGCAUCCUUUAGUCUAGGUGCGAAACGCGACUUUCUCAUGAAGCACAAGCCCACAGCUCCCAAAGAAGGUGUUGUGGCUGAAGAGCCCAGGAGUAUCAAGCUGCCCUUGGGCUCUGGAGACAUGGUACUGAUGCGCGGAACGACGCAGGCCAAUUGGCUGCAUAGCCUACCGAAGCGCGCUGGACCGGAGGCAGAAAAGGGUAGAAUCAACAUUACGUUUAGGAAAGCGAUGGUGAAGGGUGGAACGGAAAACUACUAUCAGUACAAUGUUGGCAUGGGAGGGGUUCAUCGAUGGGACGCCAAAGCCGGGAAGAUGGUACCUUCCGCUGUAGACGCGGAAGCGAACGUGGGUGGUACUUGA